Molecule: messenger RNA, 125 nt
Organism: Funneliformis caledonium
Lineage: Eukaryota; Fungi; Glomeromycota; Glomeromycetes; Glomerales; Glomeraceae
Source: the annotation of a GenBank genome assembly
UAAAAGGCGGUGGCCAGCCAAUGUAUGUUAAGGUUGUGGUGUUUGUUAAUGACGGCAAGGUGCUGGAAAUUGUUGAACAUUAUAGAUUGUGUUAUAUCUUGUAUGAACGGUCGUAUGGGAAUUGA